Molecule: messenger RNA, 1361 nt
Organism: Arachis ipaensis
Lineage: Eukaryota; Viridiplantae; Streptophyta; Magnoliopsida; Fabales; Fabaceae
Source: RefSeq, a predicted model, not a curated record
GGUAGCUACUAGCUAGUACGGUCAAAAGAGACACUUCUUCAUUCUCUCUUUUUAAUUUUCUCUCCUUCAAUUUGCUUUGCAUCAUUCAAUUCAUAAAGUAAGCCAACACAUAAAGCCACCCCACAAACCAACUAAAACAUUCUUUCUUUGCACUUUAAUUUGGAGAGCAUUUCCAGACAAACAAAGGGUUAUGGAAGGGAUAGGUCCCAACAACAAUUCAUGCACAACAAGGCCUCAUAAUAAUGAAGGUGGUGGUGGAAAUAACAACAACAAUUUAGAGAAGAAAGCAAGGCCACAAGAGCAAUUGAAUUGUCCAAGGUGCAAUUCAACAAACACAAAGUUUUGCUACUACAACAAUUAUAGCCUCACACAACCAAGGUAUUUUUGCAAGACUUGUAGAAGGUAUUGGACUGAAGGUGGGUCCCUCAGGAAUGUUCCUGUUGGUGGUGGUUCAAGGAAGAACAAGAUCAAGAUCAAUACCAAUAACAACAAUAAUAAUAACAACUCUUCGUCAUCGUCGUCAACAACAUCAACACCUUCAUCAAAUUCAAAGGUUCUUGUUCAUCAAGACCUACUAAACCCUAAUAAUAAUAGGGUUAUUCAAGGACAAGAUCUUAAUCUUGCUUUUCCAUCUAUGGAUCAUCACAACAAUUAUCAUCAUGGUUUGUUACCAUUUAUUGAUAUGGUUAAUAAUAAUAAUAAUAGUAGUAGUAAUAAUAAUAAUAAUAAUAGUAAUGGUGAUGCACCAAGUUCUCUUUCAGCUUUGGAGCUUUUAAGGUCAAGCAUGGCUUCUAGGGGUUUGAGUAAUCCAUAUUAUGCUUCUUCUAAUUCUUCAUUGGUACCAUCAAAUUCAUCAAGUGUAAUUUACCCUACUUCUGGAUUAGGGUUUCCAACCAUGCAAGAAGUAGUUAACAAUAAUAAGCAAAAUAGUGGUAACCUUGGAUUUUCAUCUUCUUCAUCAAUUAUGGAUCAUCAAGAGAAUAUUGUUAAUAAUAGUGAUGGUGGAGGAAGAGUUCUUUUCCCUUUUGGAGAGGUGAUGAAGAGUGCUGAAGAAAACAACAACAAAGAACAAGGGAAUAAUUCAUCAAGCACUGCCAAUGGUGGAUAUUGGAAUGGAAUGAUGGGUCAAGGGUCAUGGUGAAGGGACAACAAGGAAACUAAGAACAUGCAUUAUUAAUUACUAUUAUUUGAGAAAUUCUUAGAUGUUUUUAGGGUAUAAGAAAAAGUUUAUUUUGUACCAUUCAUCACUUAUAUGCAAAAAAACUAAUUAUCAAAUGAUAAAUAAUGGUGCAAAAUAAAUUUUUUUCUUAUUUUAAGAGUAUCUAAAAAUUUCUCUUAAUUAAUAUUUUUCUUUAAUUUCA